This is a messenger RNA of Dentiscutata heterogama, 199 nucleotides long. The record is from the annotation of a GenBank genome assembly. Lineage: Eukaryota; Fungi; Glomeromycota; Glomeromycetes; Diversisporales; Gigasporaceae.
CCAGCAUUUUGUAGCUAUAAAACUCAAGCCAAAUGUUCCAGUUCCUCCUAUUGCAAAUGGUUGGGAAAAGAUAUGUGCUAAAUCUUGUAAGAUAUGGGAAAAUUUGUUCUUAGAAAGAAUAGCUCGUUUUAAGAAAGAAUAUGAAGAUGAAUACAGAUACUUACAAAAAGAAAAUUUAGAAUAUGAUAGUGCAAUUGAA